This is a messenger RNA of Amphibalanus amphitrite, 1362 nucleotides long. Its product is annotated as U2 small nuclear ribonucleoprotein A'-like. Gene Ontology annotation, biological process: mRNA splicing, via spliceosome. Gene Ontology annotation, cellular component: U2 snRNP. Gene Ontology annotation, molecular function: U2 snRNA binding. The record is from RefSeq and is a predicted model, not a curated record. Bases 273 to 1034 code for a protein of 253 amino acids. NCBI's taxonomy places the organism in Eukaryota, Metazoa, Arthropoda, Thecostraca, Balanomorpha, Balanidae. The transcript is spliced from 7 exons.
GACUUUUGAGCCUUGCAAUUUUGACAGAUUUCAGGGCCCUGUUUCACCAGUGCAUGCUGCUAUCAAAUUGCGCGAGCUAACGUAAUGUGGUGACGCCACAGUAAUGACGUUUUGUGUAAUCCGUGAGCUUUUUCAUAGCUACGUUUGGAACAGAGUUGCUGUGUCGUUGAAUGUGUUUGAUUUGAUCGCACGGCCGUGAAGAUGUUAGCAGCAAUAUUUGAUGACAUCACACAUUUUGACGACGCCAUGGUUUCUGCUGAUCUGUGCCAACAAUGGUGAAGCUUUCAGUGGAGCUGAUUCAGCAGGCCUACCAGCACAUCAACCCUGUGCGAGAUCGGGAGCUCGACUUAAGGGCCUACAAGAUACCCGUCAUUGAAAAUCUAGGUGCCACACUGGAUCAGUUUGAUACAAUUGAUUUCUCUGAGAAUGAAAUCAGGAAGCUAGAUGGAUUCCCACUUCUGAAGAGGCUUAAGUGCCUCAUGAUGAACAAUAACAGGAUAGUGAGGAUCGGCGAGACGCUGCACGAGCAGGUGCCGAACGUGCAGACAGUGCUGCUGACCAACAACAGCCUGCAGGAGCUGGCCGACCUGGACCCGCUCGGCAGCCUGCCGCGACUCACCACACUCAGCCUCAUCGGCAACCCGGUGGUGAUGCGACAACACUACCGGCUCUACACCAUCUUCCGGAUGCCCCACUUGCGCGUGCUCGACUUCCGGCGCGUCAAACAACAGGAGCGGGAGCAGGCAGACGCCCUGUUCAAAAGCAAAAAGGGCAAACAGAUUCAGAAGGAGAUCUCCAAACGGUCAAAGACGUUUGUACCCGGAGGCGGCCUGGAGGCGGCAGUCCAGGCAAGAGGUGCCGUUCCCUCGGGUCCGUCGGCAGAGGACACGCGGCUCAUUAAGGAGGCGAUCGCUCGCGCCACCUCGCUGCAGGAGAUCGAGCGGCUGAACCAGAUCCUCCGCUCUGGCGCCGUGCCGGGCCCAGACGUCAUGGAGGGCAUCCGCAGCGGCCAGCCCAUGGAGGAAGGGUUCUGAGCGUCUCUCACAAAUUUCUGCGAUGUCUGGGCGGGUGCCCGGGCCGGAGCCCCCACCGCUGGCCACUCAGCGAUGGUCCGGCUCAUCACAGUGGGGCGGCGGGACGCUGGGUGACAGUCCCGCCCGUCGCAGUGGGGCGGCGGGACGCUGGGUGACGGUCCCGAGCGUCACAGUGGGGCGGCGGGACGCUGGGUGACGGUCCCCCUUGCCGCCGGCCGGGACCGAGGCGCUCCGAUGAGCGGCCGUAACCGCCGUGUGCUCCACCUGGACCGUCGUCCUCUGAUUCAUCUCAUCAGCGUCAGUAUAAUACACAUGCAGAUACGUCUUG